Molecule: messenger RNA, 3250 nt
Organism: Sphaeramia orbicularis (orbiculate cardinalfish)
Lineage: Eukaryota; Metazoa; Chordata; Actinopteri; Kurtiformes; Apogonidae
Gene: ncam3
Product: neural cell adhesion molecule 3
Exons: 16
Coding region: 313-2430 (705 amino acids)
Biological process (GO): homophilic cell-cell adhesion; synapse organization
Cellular component (GO): axon; neuronal cell body; plasma membrane
Molecular function (GO): protein binding; axon guidance receptor activity
Source: RefSeq, a predicted model, not a curated record
CUGUCAGGCUCUAUAAAACCUCUGACAGUUGACAGAUACACACAUCAGUCAGCUUCAGCCUUCAGUCUGUCCAAACCAUCCAGGACGCCGUGGAACCGGAGGAACCGGUGAACCUGAGGAACCCAAGGAACUAGAAGAACCUGUGAACCUGUGAACCUUUGAACCGGAGGAACCUGAGUAACCUUAGGAACCUGUGACCCUGUGAACCAGAGGAACCCAAGGAACCUGUGACCCUGUGGACCUGUGACCCAGAGGAAGCUGAGGCACUGCUGUUUGAGGUCGGACUGGAUCACUGUCCUGCACAGGUCAAACAUGACAGACCAAUCAGCUUUCAUCCUCAGAGUGACCUACCUGAUGAUGAUGAUGAUGUUCAGCACCGAUGCUAAGUUUCAGCUCAUUAACAGUAAACCUGAUGCUGCCGUGGGAGACGAGGUCAUCAUGAUCUGUAAAGCUGGAGCAGAAGGAGAAAUAACCUGGCACAAGGACGGGGUGGAGAUAGACGAUGAGGAGAAGGUGUCCAAGGUGGACGAAGAGUCCUCCAAACUGAUCCUAAAGAAGGCGACUCUGGAGGACGCAGGCAGAUACACCUGUGUGUGCGAAUUCGAGACUGGACACCGAGACGAGAGGGACACGCAGCUGUACGUUUACGAUGGUCCAUCAUUCACCACCAAUAAGACCUACCAUGAGUUCCUGGAGGGGAAUGAGGCCGUGGUUCCGUGUCUGGUGGUGGGGAGUCCAGCUGUCGACGUCCAGUGGUUCAGAAACAAAGAGCAGAUCUCCUCUGAUGGAGCGACUCGUGUCCAUCAGAGGACCGACAAUACGCUGGUAAUCAGAAACGUGAAGAGGGACGAUGGAGGGACGUACGUGUGUCAGGCUCAGAUCAGAGGACGCCCCGUCUACCAGCAGCAGCUGGUGUCCGUGGUGGUCAACGCUCCUCCUUCGGUCCGUGUCAGAGAGGAGUUGCAGAGGGUGAUGGCCGGACCCUCCUCCAACACCUCCCUUUUGUGUUUGGUCCACGGGUCCCCUCCACCUAACAUCAGCUGGACCCUGCCGGUGACCUUUGACCCCUCCCGUCACCUGUUCAACUCGGACCGCAGUCAGCUGACCAUUCUGUCCGUUACCACGGCCGACAAUGGGAAGUACAUGUGCACCGCCACCAACAAGAUCGCUGAGAGCAGCGCCACCACCAGGCUGGAGGUCUUUGAGGCCCCAGAGGUGUUCGUGUCUACAGACCUGCAGAGCGUGUCGGUGGGUGGACACGUGUCCGUGUCCUGUAACGUGUCUGGACAUCCUCAGCCUGAGUUGCACUGGCUCAACAAACACAACGGACGCACACUGGACUCGGUGUCGGGGCGUGUCCGGGCGGUGGACGGCGUGCUGCUCAUGGAUGGCGUGGUGUCGUCUGAUGGCGGCCUGUACUCCUGCGUGGCCGUCAGCGCCUCAGGAAACGCCUCCAGAGAUGUGGCCAUCCACACUCAGCCCGGUCCACCUCACUACCUGUCGGUGUCUCCUGGACCCACCUCCGUGGUCUUCAGCCUCAAAGACUUGCCGGUCAGUGGAGGGACGCCCAUCACCAGCUUCGUCCUCCAGUGGAGACGAGGUCCAACAGAACCAUGGGCGGAGCUCACAGUUCCAGUAACAGACUCCUUAUCCAUUCCCUCCCUAAAGCCCUACACCUGGUACAGGGUCCGUCUGGCUGCACUGAAUGCUGUUGGACUGGGACCGUUUUCAGAUUCUAAAAGUGUUCGGACUCAGGGAAUACGAGAACCCGACAGUCCGGUUCUGUCGCCUGGUCAGAUGCGGAUCGAUGGAAACUCCUUCUCUGUUCCUCUUACGCAGAUUGAUGACGGAGGUUCUCCUCUGCUGCAUUUCACUGUCCGGUUCCGACAGGAUAAGGAGGCAGCUGAGUGGACGGAGCUUCGUCUGUCCAAGGACGCAGACUCCAUCCUUCUUCCAAACCUGUCCUUCGGCUCAGACUAUCACCUGGAAGUCACCGCUGUCAACGCUAACGGUUCGUCCGUCCCGGCUUCAUUCAACUUCACCAUCGCAGAGCGUCCUGUGAAGCCCAGCGGCUCCAUGACCAAAGGCAGUGUGGUGGGCAUCGUCAUGUUCAUCUUCUUGGUGGUUUUCCUGGUGGUUGACGCCUCCUGUUGCUAUAGAAACCGCUGUGGCCUCCUCAUGUCCAUUGCUGUCAAACUGUUUGGACAGAGGGUUCCAGGUCUGAAAAUGAUGGAGGACGGAGACGGAGCCACGAAUGGUGAGGUGAAGCUGAAGGGCUUGCCCACCCCCCGGGGCAGUUUGCAUCAAGUGGGGGUUCAGACCCAGGCCACGGAGGCGGGGACGCUCCGAGAGGUCACCUGUGACAAAGCCCCCCUCACCAAACACGAGAAAACACAACCAGGCAGAGAGUUGACGUCUGGGGACGCAUGAGACGGACAAGGACUAGAGACAUUUGAGACCAGCUGUGAUUUCAUGUCAUUUUGUUUGAAACAUUAAAACCAACUGAAGCGUCACUGACUGGACGACCAACCCACCUGUUUGGACAACCGACUCACCUGAUUGGACGAUCGACCCACCUGACUGGACGAUCGACCCACCUGACUGGACCCAGGUUGAUGCAUGUGAGAGGACAGCUGGUCUGUUUUCAGUGUCUCCGCCCACGCCGCUGUUGUCAUGGUGAUGACAGCAUGUUUUCCUAGCGUGUACAGGGUAACAGAUGUGAAAUGUUUACAUCCAGGUCUUUGUAUUUUAUUCUCUAUUGUGUGAUUAAUGUAUAGAUAUAGAACAUAUAGAAUCUAAAUGUACUCAUCUGUCUCUAACCCUGCAUAUGUGUGUUUUUAUUGAAUGUGGCUGAUCAUCUCCAACUAAUACUAACUUUAAUGCAAACAUUAUGCAUCAUAUUUAUUAUUGUAAACUAAAUCCUCAGAAAAUGACAAACUGUUACUUUGUGAAAUUCUAAAUUUAAUCCACAAAAGACUGUUUUUUAUCCUGUUUUGAAGCCGUACCUGUGAUAAUAGGGUUAAACAUCCACACAUUUAUUCAACCAAAUCUGAUUUGAUUGUGAUUCAUCAUCUCAUUAUUUAGAACACGUCCAGUACUUAGAACAUGUCCAGUAUUUGGAAUAUGUCCAGUACUUAGAACAUGUCCAGUACUUAGAACCUUUGGAUCUUUUUGCUGUUUUUACUGUCUCCUGUUGCUUUAUUGUUUGUCUGUAUUUGAUUAAACGUUAAUAAACAGGUUUUUGAGUUCA